CCAGAUCAAGAGUGAACCUGUUAGAGGAUGGAGUCUGAAACCUCCAGUGCCUCUAGUGUGUUAUCAGUGAAAGACUAAGCACAAAUGUUUUGGGUAUUUCAGGAAUCAGUGACAUUCCAGGAUGUAGCUGUGGAAUUCACCUUGGAGGAGUGGAUACAUUUAGAUCCCUCUCAGAAAAAGUUAUACAGGGAUGUCAUGCUGGAGAACUAUAGGAACUUGGUAUCUUUGGGGAGCAAAGAAUUUACUGGAAAGAAAUCUUUUGAAUGUAGUGAAUGUGGGAAGGCCUUCAGGAGUAAGACACAACUUACUGUGCAUCAGAGCAUUCAUACUGGAAAGAUUCUUUAUGCUUGUAAAGAGUGUGGGAAGGCUUUCAUCUACCAAUCAGAACUUCGUCUACAUCAGAGAAUUCAUACUGGAGAGAAACCUUAUGAAUGUAAUGUAUGUGGGAAGGCCUUCAGUAAGAAAUCAAGUCUUGCUGUGCAUCAGAGAAUUCAUACUGGAGACACACCUUAUGAAUGUAGUGAAUGCCAGAUGGCCUUCAAGAGUAAGGCACAUAUUAUUUUUCAUCAGAGAAUUCACACUGGAGAGAAACCUUAUGAAUGUAGUGAAUGUUCCAAGGCCUUCAGGAGUAAGACACAACUUACUGUGCAUCAGAUAAUUCAUACUGGACAGAAACCUUAUGAAUGUCAUGAGUGUGGAAAGGCCUUCAGGAGUAAGGCAGAUAUUACUGUCCAUCGGAGAAUUCAUACUGGAGAGAAACCUUACAAAUGUAACGUAUGUGGGAAGACCUUCAGGAGGAAGCCACGUCUUACUGUGCAUCAUAGAAUUCAUACUGGAGAGAGACCUUAUGAAUGUAGUGAAUGUGGGAAGGCCUUCAGAAGAAAGACACAACUUACUGUACAUCAUGGAAUUCAUACUGGAGAGAAACCUUAUGAUUGUAGUGAAUGUGGGAAGGCCUUCAGGAAUAAGACACAACUUACUGUGCAUCAGAGAAUUCAUACUGGAGAGAAACCUUAUGGAUGUAGUGAGUGUGGAAAGGUCUUUACCAGGAAGCCAAAUCUUACUGUGCAUCAGAGAGUUCAUACUGGAGAGAAACCUUAUGAAUGUAUUGACUGUGGGAAGGCCUUCCCAAGGAAGGAAAAUCUCAAAAAGCAUCAGAGAAUUCAUACUGGAGAGAGGCCUUAUGAAUCUCGUGAAUGUGGGAAGACUUUUUUACAGAGAUAUGAACUUAUUCGACAUCAAAGAAUGCAUACUGGAGAGAAACCUUAUGAAUGUACUGUCUGUGGUAAGGCCUUCAGCAUGAAUGCAAAUCUCACUGUACAUCAGAGAAUUCAUACUGGAGAGAAACCUUAUGAGUGUAGUGAAUGUGGGAAGUCCUUUAGACAGAGGACACACCUUUAUGUCCAUCAGAGAAUUCAUACUGGUGAGAUUCCUUAUGAAUGUAGUGAAUGUGGAAAGGCCUUCAGGAGGAAGACGCAACUUACUGUCCAUCAAAGAAUUCAUCCUGGAAAGAUUCUUUAUGAGUGUAAGGAGUGUGGGAAGGCUUUCUUCUGCAAGUCAGAUCUUAUUAAACAUCAGAGAAGUCAUAUUGCAGAGAAAGCUUAUGAAUGUAAUGAAUGUGGAAAGGCCUUCAGGAGUAAGAUACAACUUACUGUACAUCAAAAAAUUCAUCCUGGAAAAAUUCUUUAUGAAUGUGAGGAGUGUGGGAAGGCUUUCCAUAGAAACUCACAUCUUAUUAAACAUCAAAGAAUUCAUACUGGAGAGAAACCUUAUAAAUGUAGUGAAUGUGGAAAGGCCUUCAAGAGGAAGGUGCAUCUUAACCUGCAUCAGAGAAUUCAUUCUGGAGACAUUCUUUAUGAAUGUAAGGAGUGUGGGAAGGCUUUCCUCUACAACUCAGAUCUUAAUCGACAUCAAAGAAUUCAUAGUGUAGAGAAACCUUAUGAUUGUACUGUAUGUGGAAAGGCAUUCAGGAAUCAAACACAACUUACUGUGCAUCAGAGAAUUCAUACUGGAGAGAAACCUUAUGAAUGUAAUGAAUGUGGGAAGUUUUUUAGACAGAGGACACACCUUUAUAUGCAUCAGAGACUUCAUACUAGAGACAUUCUUUAUGAAUGUAAGGAGUGUGGAAAGGCUUUCCCUUACAUCUCAGAUCUUAUUCAACAUCAGAGAAUGCAUACUGGAGAGAAACCUUAUAAAUGUACUGUGUGUGUGAAAGCCUUCAGGAGUAGGACACAACUUACUGUGCAUCAGAGAAUUCAUACUGGAGAAAAACCUUAUGAGUGUAGUGAAUGUGGGAAGUUCUUUAGACAGAGAACACACCUUUAUAUCCAUCAGAGAAUUCAUAAUGGAGAGAUUCUUUAUGAAUGUAAGGAGUGCGGGAAGGCUUUCUCCUACAACUCAGAACUUAUCCGACAUCAAAGAAUUCAUACUGGAGAGAAACCAUAUGAAUAUACUAUAUGUGGUUAGACCUUCAGGAUGAAGACAUAACUUACUGUGCUGAAGAAAAUUCAUACGGGAGAGAUUCUUUAUGAAUAUAAGUGUGAGAACACUUUCCACUACAACCCAGAACUUAUCCAACAUCAAAGAAUUCAUACAGAGAGAAGCCUUACAAAUGUACUGUAUAAAGGAAGACCUUCUGCGGAAUGUAGAACUUACUGAACAUGAGAACAUUUAUUCUGGAGAGAGACUUUUUGAAUGUAAUGAAUGUGGGAAGACCUUCAUAGUUAGGACACAGCUUGCUCAGCAUCAAAGAAUUCAUUCUGUAGAGGAAUCUUAUGAGUGUAAUGCAUGUGGGGAAGGCUUUUAAACUGAGGAUUUUGAUUUAUUUCCAUCAGCAAAUUCACACUGGAGAGAUUGUUUAUGAAUGUAAGGAAUGUGAGAAGAUCCCCUAGCUAAGUAGACUAUGAUUCUGAGUCUCUAGAUGAUGUUCAGAGAGUCCUUAUUUAGCCCCCAUGGGAUAAAGAGAUAGCCCUCCUUUCUGUGGAGCCCUCUAAUGGGAUAAAGAUUAGUGUUAUCUUUCCAUGGUCUUUCAGGGAAUGAGAGGCUAUACUGGUUGGGCAGGGGAUACUGAGUGGCUGCUGGUAUUGGAAAAGCUUUGGUAUUAGCUUUGAUCCCUGACAUAUGUCGUGCAAGAGGUAUAUGAAUUACCUCUUGGCCAUCAGGUAAUCAUGAUGUGUGCUAUGUAAUUGUUGACUCUACUUGAGGAAGUAUGAUCUGAGCUAUAUUCUUGAUUUUGAUGAUUUUGCUUCUGCUCAUAUUCAUCAGGGUAGCCACUGUGAACCGCAAAGAUUUGGAAUCUCUUUAGUUAAAACAAAGCAUCAAAAGGACUUGUGGCAGAUGUUGAUGGGAUAUGAUUCCUUCCUAGUUUUCUUAAUGUCAAAUGAAGAAAUUCAGUUAAGUGCAGGUGAAUGAUAUGAGUAACUAUAAUUCUCUUAAGGUAGUCAAAUUCCUUAUCGUAUGAUUGGUUGUUAUUUAUGCAUUUUCCAUUGUGGCUGACUCUUUGUGACCUGCUUUGGGGUUUUCUUGGCAAAGAUACUGGAGGGGUUUACCAUUUC
Trichosurus vulpecula (common brushtail) is the source of this 3554-nucleotide messenger RNA. RefSeq names its product zinc finger protein 260-like. Bases 85 to 2466 code for a protein of 793 amino acids. Gene Ontology annotation, biological process: regulation of DNA-templated transcription. The transcript is spliced from 4 exons. The record is from RefSeq and is a predicted model, not a curated record. Lineage: Eukaryota; Metazoa; Chordata; Mammalia; Diprotodontia; Phalangeridae.